This is a messenger RNA of Scutellospora calospora, 149 nucleotides long. Lineage: Eukaryota; Fungi; Glomeromycota; Glomeromycetes; Diversisporales; Gigasporaceae. The record is from the annotation of a GenBank genome assembly.
AUAUUCCUAACUUUCACCAUGAAGAAUUGUUUGAGGAUAAUAGUGAAAAUUCAGAUUCUGAUAUUUCAAAAUCUCUUACUAAUUUAGCUAGUGAUUCUCUUUUACUUGCAUCACUUUUGGAUCCUUGUUUAAAAAUACUUUCAAAUUAG